Messenger RNA from Cotesia glomerata, 6122 nucleotides. Its product is annotated as 1-phosphatidylinositol 4,5-bisphosphate phosphodiesterase epsilon-1-like. The coding region runs from base 471 to 5585 and encodes 1704 amino acids. The record is from RefSeq and is a predicted model, not a curated record. The transcript has 13 exons. NCBI's taxonomy places the organism in Eukaryota, Metazoa, Arthropoda, Insecta, Hymenoptera, Braconidae. Gene Ontology annotation, molecular function: guanyl-nucleotide exchange factor activity; phosphatidylinositol-4,5-bisphosphate phospholipase C activity. Gene Ontology annotation, biological process: phosphatidylinositol-mediated signaling; small GTPase-mediated signal transduction; lipid metabolic process.
UGGAGAAACGGCCGCAGCCGCAGCUGCCUCGGAGCUCUGAGGAGCUGGAGGAUUUGCACAAGCUGCUGCACUUCCCCGAGGAGGUGGCUCUCAGAUUGUCCGAGAGUGAAUAUCAGCUGUUCUACCAGGUUAAUCCAAACGAAUAUUUGCGUCAUGUUGCUCAGGAUUUAGCAACUUUACAAAGUAAAUCAGCGAGUAAAUCGAGCACAUCAUCGACAAACCAUCAAAAACAGUCCAAGGAGUUACCCACCACUACUAAUAGUUCAACUCAGACAGAAGAGGAAUCUUUGUGGUUAGGUGCGACCUCACCUUACUCUGUGCAGACCCUCAUCAACCGGUUUAAUGAGGUGAGCUCAUGGGUUACCCACACAAUAACAAGUGGCUCAACAGUCGAGGAGCGUCAAGCGUUCCUCUCUUGCUUCUUGCGAGUCGCUCAAACCUGCUGGAAUACUGGGAACUUUAAUUCGGCAAUGGAGAUCAUCGCCGGUCUCAAAUCCAAUAAAUUAAAGCCAUUUUGGCAAAGUGUGAACGAACCAUUACCAGUACUAGAGUACCUCUCAUCAGCCCUUCUGUCUUCCGAAUAUGAACGGGCAUUGGCACGUGCAUUGGCGAUGCCAGAAUGUCCUGUCGUACCUUUCUUCGGGGCUUUUUUACGGGAAUUACGUGAAGUAAUUUCUUCUGUCAACAAGCAACCAACGGAGAGCAAAGAAAAGAAGACUCAACGCAGUAAUAGUAAGGAGGGUUCGUCCCUUGAACACGUGCCUUCGGGUUCGCCAGGUGCGCGAUCCAGUGUCGGAAGCAAUGUAGACGUGAGCUUUGCAUGGAGGAUAUCACCAAGAAGCAGCAAUGAUUCAGAAGAUAAGCCUGACUGUACCAACGAAACAGCGGCUGUCAUUGAUAAAGUAACGUUGUUUCAUUCACAUCGUCAUGCCCGCUUAAGAGACGCAACUACUGGCUCACUACAUCGUACUUUGAGUGUCCAUACUACAGCUCUUGAGCAAGCUUAUUCUGCUGAAGAGUGUGAUGAGAAUGACUAUCAUCUUGACCUCGAUUCCUACAAGCCGGUUCAACCCCUUGUUGCUGACCAUGGAGUUGCACUUUUUCCGGUUGCCGCUCCUCAUCAUGGAAUGGAUCUUCAUUUGCUUCAGGUUCUUCAUCAUGGCACAACAUUAGUUCACUGGGAUUGUGAAGGAGCUGGGGGUUCACGAACGGCACUAGUGUAUGCACGUGUUGAUCGUGCCUGCGGUACAUUAGUAUGGGAAAAGCCAACAUGGAGUCCUUUAAAAACACCAGGAUUGGGUGGAGUCUCAACUGAAUUUACAUUAACAAUAAAUCCAGAAGAGUCUGUGCCACCGGUUCUUAUAUCGAAGUACACAUCCCUCCAGACAGAAUGUACGUCGAUUAGCCUCGAAGAAGGUUACUUGGAUCUAAACUCUGUCAAGGAAGUUAUCAUUGGGUGUUGUGAUAAAGAUAGAGAAGUUGAACUCCGUGGCAUCUGCAAAAGAUACGGCCUCCCCGGUUCAGACUCCUGUAUCGGGCUGAUGUAUGGCUCCAGUCUAUCUGAUAAUCGAAUAAUAUUUUUUCUGGGUCCACCUGCCCUAAGCAAACUUUGGUACAUGGGACUUUGUUGGAUUCUACGAGGUCUAAAACGGCAACAGCAAUUAACAGAUAGACGAUCCCGGUGGUUAAAAGAGAAAUAUCUCCAAUUAUAUUUUGAAGAGGGCUGUGUUGAGCCCACGACAGCCGAUGCAAUAAGAGUCUUCGGUGGACGGGAUUGGUCCACGACUGAUAGUAUUGGCACAUUAUCGCCCACCAAUAGUAGCAAUAUUCGACGCCGCAAUCCUAAACCUGGAAAAAAAACUAAAUCUAUUAGUAAUAUUCAUGCUCUUACUAAGGAAUUGAGUUUGAAGCAAUAUGAUUCAUCAUCGUCGGAUGGUGGAAUAACAACAGCUCCACUGCGUCACGUCGCUGGAAGUCGUGAAUCUUUAACAAGAAUAGCACCUACCUCACCACGAUCUAGCCGUGACCGUAUUCCGCCACGCAGCCCUCCUGGUUCAGCAGAACGUAUCUCAUCAAGCUUGCCCUAUUCCAGCUUACAAAGCCUGCUAUGCGUGACAAGAGAAAAAGACAAAAAUGGAUCAAGUCCUUCCGCUCCCGCAGUUGUGGAAUCGCCUUGGCAAGUCAAAGCACGCGCUACAUCUAUUAUGUACGAGACUCAACUUAAUUUCGUUGAGUUCGUUGCACUAUUUCGAUCUUUUAGUUUAAGAGCAAGAAAAGAUCUUCGUGAUCUUUUUGGUCAACUAGCUAUUACCUGUCGCAGCCAAAGUGAUGGGUCUCUCCGUGAUUUCACAAUGCGACCUGUCGUACUUCGACAAACUAGUGAUGCUACACCACAGCGAAUAGGUUUACUGACCAGAAAUAAUUCCAUUGACUGCUAUGAGUAUAAAACAAGUGGAAACUUCCAUAAGAAACAAAUUUUCGACGCGAUCGCUGCUGCAAGUAUCGUCAACAACUGUUCGGGUGUUGAUACUUCUAAAUCUCAAGUUAUUACUCUCGCAACAUUUACCAAAUUCUUGGAAUCACGUCAGCAGGAAAAACUUACCGAUGAACAGAUCAAAGCACUUAUCAAGAGACAUGAGCCAGAUCCAGCAUUAAGAGUUCAGUGGUGUCUAUCGUUCGAGGGAUUUGCACGGUACAUGAUGGAUAAAGAUAACUAUGCAUUUCCGAGUGAGUAUGCGAUUCCAACGGAUACGGAAAUGCAACAGCCGUUAUCACAAUACUAUAUUGCUAGCUCUCAUAAUACUUAUUUGACCGGACAUCAGCUGAAAGGGGAAUCUUCUGUUCAAUUGUAUUCUCAAGUACUUUUAACUGGGUGUAGAUGUGUCGAACUUGAUUGCUGGGAUGGAGAUGACGGUUCUCCAUUGAUAUAUCAUGGCCAUACAUUCACAACAAAAAUUCCAUUUAGAUCGGUAGUUGAAGCUAUUGACAGAAGUGCUUUUAUCACAUCUCCAUAUCCAGUUAUUCUCUCUAUUGAAAAUCAUUGUACUCAGAGUCAACAAGCCCGCAUGGCUCAAAUAUUCCAGUCGGUAUUUGGUGAUAAAUUGAUAACAAAGUUUUUAUUCGAUUCGGAUUUUGGUGACGAUCCGCAAUUGCCUUCACCCUCUCAACUGCGACACAAAAUUCUUAUAAAAAAUAAAAAGUUAGUGGUUGAUCCCACAGCGCCUUUGGUUCAUCCGGCAGUAAGUCAACGGUGCAAAAUGCUUAUGACUGAUCGAGCGUCAUCGAUGAAACAAAUGAGAACUGAAAUGAGUAGUACUUCUGUUGUCGAAUAUUUCAGCGAAGAUGACGAUGAUGAAGAGGAUGACGAUGAAGAUGAUAAUGUUGAUGACAAUUCGAUUUCAAGUUACGAGAGAUACUUGGGAAGUAGUCAAAUGUCUCACGGUCGAUUGAAAUCAGAUCCCGCCGUGGACGAUAAAUCUCAGAAGCAGAGCAGUCAAAUAGCUAAAGAAUUAUCUGAUUUAGUAGUAUAUCUCCAAGCCAUCAAAUUCCGAGGAUUAAAUCUGACACCAUCUAACACAGUGCCAUCGGCGGUAAAGCCGCGUCAUCAGAGUCACACUGGUACAGUACAAAGACACAGUAUCGCGGGAAUCGGGACCGGAGGAAUAGCUUCUACUUCGACAGGUUCACCGCAAUCACUGUCAACUUCGGUGUCUGUUGCCAGCGGUGGCAGUAACAUUGACGCCUUUUUCCGACCAACCCGGGGUGUGCCCGCUUGCUUCCAGUGUUCGUCAUUGAACGAGAGCGCUGCCAAAAAAAUCUGUAGAAAACAGCCUCUGGGCGUAGUGGCCCACGCGGAAACCCAACUAAUCCGCACCUAUCCCGCAGGAAUGCGAAUUGACUCGUCAAACUUCAACCCCGUAAUAUUUUGGGCGUUUGGAAUUCAGAUGGUGGCAUUAAAUUAUCAGACAGACGAUGCCGCCUCACAUCUGAAUGCCGCAAUGUUUGAACAAAGCGGGCAAUGUGGUUACGUAAGGAAACCAUCGGUUAUGUGGGACAAAGGACACAUGAUGUACCGAAGAUUCAAUCCCUGGGACAAGGAGUUUGAUGGGCUUCAUUCUAUUCACCUAACUCUCUCUGUUGUCUCGGGGCAAUACAUCUCAUCGACAAAUCUCGUCGCUAGUACCUACGUCGAAAUUGAGUUAGUCGGAAUACCAAUUGAUUGUGCCAAGCAUAAAACAAAAGUUAUUCAAAAUAAUGCCCUGAACCCUAUUUGGAACGAAAAAUUCUGUUUCCAAGUAAUGUUUCGCGACUUAGCAUUCUUAAGGUUCGGAAUUGUCGAGGCAAACUCCCACCACUUGAUAGCUCAACGAGUUUUGCCCCUAAAGUGUCUCAAACCGGGUUAUCGUCAUGUGCGCCUUCGCUCCUGCAAAAAUAAGCCUCUUGCUCUUUCCACGCUUUUCAUUUACUCGCGAAUGGAAGAGGAGAGCUUGGACUAUAACACCUGCUGCCGGGACCACAACAAAGAGUGCAAGCGCCCUACGUCGGGGAAAACUCCCGAGAAAUUGAGCACCGUCGAUCCGGGUCUCGGUGGAGUAACAUUGAAGCGGCGGAUGUUUUUCCUGAUGGUUUACGACGUAAUUCCAGAUGAGCCUUAUACUAUUCUGAAGGUGACACAGGAGAGUACUACUCAAGAAGUGAUGCUUCAGGCGCUUCAAAAAGCGGGAAUAUCCGCGGAGCACGUUGAUGAGUACAUUCUAGUGGAGGAGGUGUCGCGUGGAUGGGAAAAAAAAGAUCGUGAAGAACUACCAACUCAGAGAGUGUUAGAUUCAUUCGAGCAUCCACUUCAAGCUCAAGCUUUGUGGAAAGGUCAAGGUCGGUUCUUGUUGAAAAGAGUCGGUAAUGAUCCGAGUAGCAGAGCAUGGCUAGCGUCAAUCAGAAGCACUGCGGGACAUUCAAAAUUAACUGAUACCAGCGAGCGCGAUCAAUCUAUGCACAUCUGGGAUGAGGCGGACACUUUCCUCGUUUGUAUCUACAAUGUAUCACCGGAAAUACCGUAUGCCAUUCUACGUGUUCCUGUAACGAGUUCCGCUCAGGAUGUACUCGCGCAAGCUCUUGUUAAAGCCAGAAGGAUGGAGGAUCCCUCGAAGUUUGCUCUUGUCGAGGAGCUUGAGUGGGGCGGUGCUGGCGCCGUCGGAAGUGGAAAUCGUCAGCUGAGGCUCUUGAGGGACGAAGAAAAUGUUUACAGCACCCAAGCGUUUUGGAAAACACUUGGAAGGUUUAUUUUGCGCGAAAGGGAGCAAGCUAUUCCUCGGAAGCACUUACUUCCGGCGACCUUAGAUAGAAUAAGUAAAGGAUUUUCAGUAGGUAGAUCAGUGUCGCUGCCUGGUUCGAGCAAAGAAAAAGUUCCGGUAGCCGAGGCUCUUUCUGAUCCGAGCUCACGGGGCCUGAGACAUCGGCUCCUUAUGUCAGGACGCAGGCGUGAAGUUCAUUCGGACGGGGAAGAGUCUAGGGAAUCGGAAAUUCUCAAUGCUGCCCUCUAUUUAAAGAAGGUAUCUUUGAGAAAAUUGAGAGUCUGGAAGUCUUAGUGGCAGUCUCGAGCGACCUCACUCUCUCUAUUGUUCACUAAUCGAAAUAACAACUGGUAAAUUCGUAAAUAUUAUUAUUUAUUAUUAAUAUUUUAUUAUUAUCAGUCGUUGCGAUCUAGUGGACAAGAGUAAAGUCGCUCCUGUCUCUACUCACAUGUUCUUUUGAUUAAAUUUACCAUGUGAGGUUGCCGUUUACGGCUACGGACAUUUGUGAGCAGAAAAUGGGCAUUAAUGUAUCUACUGAAAUGUCUUUUUAAAUUAAUUAUAAUUUUAUCGAUUAUUUAAUUAAUUAUUUAUUUAUUUAUUUAUUGAUUGAAAGGAAAAACAAACAAAAAUGAAGAAUUAAUAAGGAAAGAUAAUUUUCUGAGUAUUUAUUUAAAUUCAACGUAGAAUGGACCGAAUGAAUAAAUAACAUAGUAAUGUUUGCCAAAGAUACAAACGUCAUACAAUGUUACAUAAAUAUUUAUACAUGAAUAAUGGUGUAUAGCAUUCAAUAAAUAAACAUAAUUAUAAUACAUCGAGAUAGGCGACGAAAAU